UUUUAUUUAUUUAACAUAUCAUAAAGUGCUGUUACUUCAUUACUUAAACAAAAAAGACAAAAAAGGUAUCCACAAUGAUGGAUUUUAUAUUUUCAUGCAGUGUUUUUAAAAAGAUAAAAUAAUCUACAGUCUUUGUGAAAAAGCAAGGAAUUAGAUGCAUGAGAUGUGUUGAAGAAAAAAAUCUGACUUCAGAGAGUGGGUAUGAGUGGGUAAACCAGACCACUGUUAUUUAUACCAGAAGGGUAACAGAGAGUAGUGGAAGGGUUGCUAAUUACAUACAAAGAACAAAAAGGUAAAAGUUAAAAGGGUUUCGUCACUGAUCAUGGGGUAACAGGCUACAAUAACAGGAAUAAAGAUAAGGUUCAUAAAAAGCAAAUGGCCACAGGAACAGGAGGCCACAUUCCAAAGGUUCAGAUCUAUCAAAACAAAUCAGAGGGUUACGGGAUGAUGCAAAGAUGUUUAUCUCAGCUCUGAAACCUGAAACUCAACAUUUAGGGCUUCAAGCAACAACAGAUACAUUUGCUGUCCCUUCACUUCUUUCACUUUUAAUUCUGCUACAAAGGACAGAGGUUGUGUGGACAACAUGUCAGGAAUAGCGACGAGUAAAACUUCCUUCUUUCGUUCAAACUAUGAACAUGUAACUCUGCCUGCUGUUUACACCUUUGUUUUUAUCAUUGGUCUGGGAGCUAACGGAUGGGCGGUGAGGUCCUUGCUUCAGAAAUGGAAAAUUCUUGGACACAUUAAUGUGUUUCUUCUGAACCUUGGAGUUGCUAACUUUUUGUUCCUGCCAACUCUCCCAUUUUUGUCAGCAUACUAUUUUAUGAGGAAUAAAUGGAUCUUUGGAGAUGCCUUCUGCAAGAUCACAAGAUUCUGCUUCAACUUGAAUUUAUACGGCAGCAUUGGAUUCCUCACCUGUAUAAGUGUGUACAGGUACCUGGCUAUUGUCCAUCCAAUGAGGAUGAUGGGGAGAUUAACUGUCACUCUCUCUGUGGCUAUCUCAGUUUUGGUUUGGCUGUUGGUGAGUGUUCAAAGUCUUCCAGAUAUGUUCUACCCAAAAACCUCUGCAAACAACACUCAUACAAAUAGAACUGAAAAAUGUCACCAUACCACCUCUACAGAGUAUGCUGAGAAUUACCUGAAAUACAGUGUGGGUUGGACAUUGACUGGGUUUGUUAUGCCACUCCUUAUCUUACUUGGCUGCUAUGGACAUGUGACUCUUGUUCUCUGCCGCAAAAAUACCAUUAAUAAGGUGGUGAAACAAAGAAGCUUAAGGUUGUUGUUCAUUUUGAUUUUGCUCUUCUCAGUUUGUUACAUUCCCUACCAUAUUUUUAAGAACCUCAGCCUUUAUUCAAGAGUUCUGAUAAAACACAGGAUGCGUCCAACAUGGGAUGAGGGAGUCUUCUGUGCUCAUCAGAUCAGUCGUGGUCUUGUGUGUCUGAAUAGUGUUUUGAACCCCCUGGUUUACCUCCAUGUCAUGGAUAUUCCUGCUCAGCUCCAACAGCUGCUUCAGUGGUUUCGUCAGACAUUUACUCGUUUGUUUGUGUCAGAAUACGGCAGUGUACCCGUGGAACAAACAAUGACCACAACAAUAUCUUAACAGUAAAUAAUGACUUUGACUUUGUCUUUUAGAGUAGAGUGUAAAGACUGUUUUACGUAUUAUACUGUCUAUACUAUCUUUUUCGGGAUAACAGUUUUGGCUCAAAUGGAUUUAUAAAUAAAAAAGCUUUGUUUCUGUGUUUGUUGUUCUUCUGUUGCCCUGCAUCGAAAAUUGCAUUAUUGAAAAUUGCAUUAUUCAAAUUCUUUACAGCAACAUCUUUUUUGUCACAUUGAAAAUAUAAACAACCACUGAGACAUGACUACACAUGCGUAGGGGAUUGGAGGCAAGACAACAGAAACUAAAGACUAGAUAAGAAAGCUAAGGUGAUCUCAACAAAUGCUAAACAGAGGAAUAGCUAUAGUAACUAACACAAGGAACUGCUUCUUAACCUGCCAUAGAAAUGCUGGGUCACAGACCGAGGACCGUGACACUUUUAAUUUAAGCAAAGAUCAGGAAAGAGCGCUGGCAGAUUAGUAUCAUUUAUUUUAUGUUCACUGACACAGUUUUCAGGUUAGUAACCACUUUUCUUUAGAUUUGUGUAGGUUAUGUGUACAGCAAAAUAAUUUCCCAUAAAAAACAUCUGCUGGAUUAUUACGUUUGUAUAGCAGUAGAACAGUGUUGGUGAAAUUUAAUCAGCAUUAACUUUUGUUUCAUGCCUACUAUAAGUAAGCUUGGCAGUGAACAUGUGAUUCAUAUUUGACAUGAGAUACACAAUAUUUGGCUUUUAGUUUGCUCUGGAAUUCUAAUGUAUAGUAUUUGAUGUAUACUGCUCUAAGCAAGGGCACACACACACACACACACACACACACACACACAC
Molecule: messenger RNA, 2414 nt
Organism: Haplochromis burtoni (Burton's mouthbrooder)
Lineage: Eukaryota; Metazoa; Chordata; Actinopteri; Cichliformes; Cichlidae
Product: P2Y purinoceptor 1-like
Exons: 2
Coding region: 584-1597 (337 amino acids)
Biological process (GO): G protein-coupled receptor signaling pathway
Cellular component (GO): membrane
Molecular function (GO): neuropeptide receptor activity
Source: RefSeq, a predicted model, not a curated record